Messenger RNA from Sclerotinia trifoliorum, 2526 nucleotides. The record is from the annotation of a GenBank genome assembly. NCBI's taxonomy places the organism in Eukaryota, Fungi, Ascomycota, Leotiomycetes, Helotiales, Sclerotiniaceae.
GGUAGGUGUCGUAAGCUACAGAGCCAUUAUUGUUUGAAGUGGAUCUUGAUCUUCCUCAAACCCUAUUGUUUGAUCAAAGCCCUCUUGAAGAGACAUCCCGGCACCACAUCAUGAGCGCGUUUCAAUUAUCAAUCCCUUUUUCCUUUCCUCUCCUCAAAAAAGGUAUGUUAUCAUUCUUAAUCUUCCUUAAAAACUUUGCAUUGCGCACUUUUUGAUGUUCACUUGAAAUUUCCCAAAGCUUCUUGUGUCAACAUUCUUGUAAGAUUACUUGUGUACCGUCUUGCUGGGUACAUCGUCACAUUGUCAGACAACUCUGAGAGCAGGACUCGACCUUGACUUUGAUUGCUUUUCUAUAAAUUCUAAUUAAUUCCUCAAUUGUUUCAAGAUGGACAUGUCAGAUGGUAUGGCCAUGGGUGGUGCACCAUCAGAUGGCUCAGCACUGAAUGAUACUGGCUUCAAUUUCUCGAAUAUGACGCAAGCUGCCGAUUUUCUGGGAGAAAUAUUGGAUGACUCUGUUUUUCAGAUAAAAGGGAAUGCUGCUGCCAGACAUUUCUGGUAUGGAGUCUGUGCGGUAAUCGCUACAGCUGCUUUCUUUAACUUUGCACAGAAAGCUACCACAUUUACUAGGUAAGCUCAUGAUUCCCAUGGUGGAUUACAAUCAUUAAUUUCUUUUCAUAGAUUGAGGGCAGCUGCAGCAAAUCGACCCCGGCCAGCAUCAUCAUCCAACUUUCUUACAACUUCAUUAGCUACAAUUACCGCAAUUGGCCGUGAAGCAUCAUAUCCCCAGUUCAUACCACAAAAUUCAAUUGCAGCAAAGUUCUUCAAGAUCCCUCCUUUCGGAACCAUUAUCCUCUUGGUCUUGUACUUAGUGUGGGUUGUUAUCCUUGAGUUCGCCAAUAACAAUGUUCCCGGAGCCCAACAUUUUACUUCCUUAGGUGUUCGUGCAUCUUGGCUUGCUGUUGCCCAGGUUCCUUUGCUAAUACUUCUCGCUGGGAAGAGUAGCCCAAUUGGACUAGUCAGUGGUAUCUCAUACGAGAGAUUGAAUGUUAUUCACCGGUGGACUUCCAGGGUCAUUUUUUUUCUUGUCACUCUUCAUGUGAUUUUCCUUCAUUUGGCUUGGAACGCAUACGACCUAGGACAUUUGGAAUAUUCAACUGACUCAUGCGUUCCAACCGGUUGGGGAGCAUACGCGGUUCUGAUAUGGAUGAACAUCAGCACUUGCGCGCCUAUUAGAAAUUUCUCCUAUGAGUUUUUCGUGGUCCAGCACAUCAUCACUUUCUUCGGAUUCAUUAUUGCCGUUAUUAUGCACCUUCCUGACACGGCUCUAUACUCUAGAGUUUACAUUUAUAUCCCGAUAGCAUUGUACAUCAUCGAUAGGAUGAUUCGCACCGGGAGAUAUGCUUGGAACAACAUUCACACACCAACCGCAACCUUGACAGUUUUAGAGGGUGGUGUUACUCGGGUUUGCAUCGAAAGCAAAACUGUCAAGAAAUGGACACCUGGUUCUCACGUUCUUCUCUCAAUACCUCAACUUGGGCUUCUCCAAUCUCAUCCGGCAACAAUUGCUUCCACACCUUCAUCGCACGAAGGCAAGCUUGUAUUCUUACUUAAAGGGCAUAAGGGAUUCACAGGUCGCCUAUUGUACGCAGCAGAAUUUUCAACAGCAUCAAACUCAUCAUGGAAAGCCCUUAUUGAUGGGCCAUAUGGUAAAACUGUCGACUAUGCUGCUUUCGACACUGUUGUUCUUAUUUCAGGCUCAACUGGUACAACUUAUGCCCUUCCAAUUCUUCUCGAUAUCGCAUCUCGUGCACAAAGCGCCCGAUUACCAGUCCGGCGAAUCGUGUUUGUUUGGAUCAUUAAGAAUACAUCAUGGACCUCUUGGAUUGCAGAAGAGCUCACUUCAGCAGCCGAGAAGCUGAACGCGGUCGGUAUCGAACUCACAAUCCGGAUCCACGUAACAUGUGACAACAAUUUCACGACCGGAGACGACAACAUCGAAGCCAACUGUUGUGCUUGUGAUAAAAGCCUUGGUUCUUGUUGCUGUAUAUCCAUUGAUUCUGAUACUGAUGACGAUGAGAUUACAUCUAUUGCUGAGAAAGGUAAUAAAGUCACCUCUAAGCCAAAAACCACAAGCGCAUCUAGUAUCAUUUCAGGAACUCGAUCAUCGAUUCUACCAUGUGCAGUGUUUCAUAGCGGAAGACCUGAUUUCCAUCCUCUUUUAGGCGACUUGUUGGAGAAAGCCGAGGGGGAAACUGGGAUUGCGGUUUGUGGACCUCCUGGGUUGAGUAGUAGUGUGAGGACUACGGUGGCGAGAUGCAGUAAUGAUAGGGCGGUUCAUAAGGGGACUGGGGCUCAGGGGAUUUAUUUACAUGCUGAGGGCUUUGGGUGGUAGAUUUUAGGAUAUAAGAUUAUAUGGUGGGUUUGGGGGUUCGGAGGUGCAGAGAGGAUGGAUGAUACCAAUUUUAUGAUGUGUGUGUAUGAAAAGUGGCGUUAAGGAAGGGUAUAUUAUAAUAAAAUGGAAAGACU